Messenger RNA from Stegastes partitus (bicolor damselfish), 9436 nucleotides. RefSeq names its product kinesin family member 1Ab (gene kif1ab). Gene Ontology annotation, biological process: microtubule-based movement. The transcript has 48 exons. The record is from RefSeq and is a predicted model, not a curated record. Lineage: Eukaryota; Metazoa; Chordata; Actinopteri; Pomacentridae. The coding region runs from base 549 to 5669 and encodes 1706 amino acids. Gene Ontology annotation, molecular function: microtubule motor activity; ATP binding; microtubule binding.
UGCUGCUGAUGAUGCUGGUGCUGACGUCAUCACCGCCUCCCAGCAUCCCUGGCACAUCUGCGCCGCCAUUUUCCGCCACAUUCAGACCGACGGACUGACGGACGGACGGAUUGACGGCGGGGCAGCUGGAGCAUCCCGCACCCAUCCCUCCUGUUUAUCGGCUCCUCGCUCCUCCCUCCUCCCUCGUCUUCCACUCCGCUCUAUCUGACGCACCGCCGCGUUCAGCACUCAGCCCACUGAAGCUGAAGCUGACUCCCUCCCUCCUCCCUCUCUCUCUCUCUCUCUCUCUCUCUCUCGCUCCCCCGGCGGAUUCUCCAUGUAUGGAUGCGCAAAGGGAAAUGAUGCUGUAGGUUAACCAAAGACAGAGAGAAAGACCCCCAUCCAAAAAAAAUAACACAGAUUGUUGAGGAGAUUGCAGAAGGACGCACCGGAGGAUCCUGGAGCUGCUUUGAAUGGGCAGGGGAUUCUGUGGUUGUCGAGUCUGAGGUGUGCGUCUGUAGCCACACGGAUCUCCAGCUCUUUCGCUCGCUCACACACCCACCUGCAGCAUGGCUGGGGCCUCGGUGAAGGUGGCGGUGAGGGUCCGACCCUUCAACUCCAGGGAGAUCGGGAAGGAGAGCAAGUGCAUCAUUCAGAUGUCAGGAAACACCACGACAAUCCUGAACCCCAAACAGCCGAAAGAGAACAAAAGCUUCAACUUUGACUUUUCUUAUUGGUCACAUACCACGCCUGAGGACAUCAACUAUGCGUCCCAGAUGCAGGUGUACAAGGACAUCGGUGAGGAGAUGCUGCUUCACGCCUUCGAAGGCUACAAUGUGUGUAUAUUUGCAUACGGCCAGACGGGAGCGGGCAAAAGCUACACCAUGAUGGGCCGACAGGAGAAGGACCAGCAGGGAAUCAUUCCUCUGCUGUGCGAGGACCUUUUCACCAAGAUCAACGACAGCAAUAAUGACAACAGCAUGUCUUACUCUGUAGAGGUGAGUUACAUGGAGAUCUACUGUGAGCGUGUGCGUGACCUGCUCAACCCCAAAAACAAAGGCAACCUGCGCGUCAGAGAGCACCCGCUGAUGGGACCCUACGUCGAAGACCUGUCCAAACUAGCCGUCACCUCCUACAACGACAUCCAGGACCUGAUGGAUUCUGGAAACAAGGCCAGGACCGUGGCCGCCACCAACAUGAACGAGACCAGCAGCCGCUCACACGCCGUCUUCAACAUCAUCUUCACGCAGAAGAAACACGACAUGGAGACGGACAACACGUCAGAAAAGGUCAGCAAGAUCAGUCUGGUGGACUUGGCUGGCAGCGAGAGAGCCGACUCGACCGGAGCCAAAGGAACCAGGCUGAAGGAAGGAGCAAACAUCAACAAAUCUCUGACCACGCUGGGGAAAGUUAUCUCUGCUCUGGCUGAACUGGACUCAGCCCCAAACAAGAACAAGAAAAAGAAGAAGGUGGAGAGUUUUAUUCCCUACAGAGAUUCAGUUCUGACUUGGCUACUAAGAGAGAACUUAGGAGGAAACUCUCGCACGGCCAUGGUGGCCGCCCUCAGCCCUGCAGAUAUUAACUAUGAUGAAACUCUCAGUACCCUCCGCUAUGCUGAUCGCGCCAAACAGAUCCGCUGCAACGCUGUGAUCAAUGAGGACCCCAACAACCGGCUGGUGCGCGAGCUGAAAGAGGAGGUGGCUCGUCUCAAAGACCUGCUGUACGCGCAGGGCCUGGGAGACAUCAUAGAGAAUCUGUGCGAUUACAAGAACUUUGUGAAUAAUCGCCAGGCUGUCAAUCAAAGGGGUGAUCUCUCCACAGUGACAAACGCCAUGACGGGAAUGAGCCCCUCGCCCUCGCUCUCCGCCCUGUCCAGCCGAGCCGGCUCCAUCAGCAACCUCCACGACCGCAUUUUCAGCCCGGCCAGCGAAGAGGCAAUCGAAAGGCUCAAGGAAACUGAGAAAAUCAUCGCAGAGCUCAACGAGACAUGGGAGGAGAAGCUCCGUCGUACCGAGGCGAUCCGAAUGGAGAGGGAGGCCCUGCUGGCUGAGAUGGGCGUUGCUAUGAGAGAAGAUGGAGGCACUGUGGGCGUCUUCUCCCCCAAAAAGACGCCUCAUCUGGUGAACCUCAACGAGGACCCCCUGAUGUCCGAGUGUCUGCUCUAUUACAUCAAAGACGGCACCACAAAGGUGGGCCGUGAAAAUGCCAAGACUCGCCAAGACAUUGUUCUCAGCGGCCAUUUUAUCAGAGAUGAACACUGCACGUUCAGCAGCACCACCGGCCCUCAGGGAGAAGGAUGUGUCAUCCUUGAGCCAUGUGAGGGAGCAGAGACUUACGUGAACGGGAAGAGAGUGACGUCUCCGAUUGUUCUGCGAUCUGGGAACCGCAUCAUCAUGGGCAAGAGCCACGUGUUUCGCUUCAACGACCCGGAGCAGGCCCGUCUGGAGCGAGAGAGGACGCCGUGCGCCGAGACGCCGGUGGAGCCCGUCGACUGGGCCUUCGCUCAGAGGGAGCUGCUGGAGAAGCAAGGCAUCGACAUGAAGCAGGAGAUGGAGCAGAGGCUUCAGGAGCUCGAGGAUCAAUACCGCAAAGAAAGAGAAGAAGCCAGUAACUUGCUUGAACAACAGAGACUGGACUAUGAGAGCAAACUGGAGGCCCUUCAGAGACAAGUGGACUCUCGGUACCUGGAGUCACCUGAGGAAGAGGAGGAGCCUGAGGAGGAAGUGCCGUGGACGAAGCGAGAGACCGAGCUGGCGCUGUGGGCUUUCAGAAAGUGGCGUUUCUACCAGUUCACCUCCCUCAGAGAUCUGCUGUGGGGCAACGCCAUCUUCCUCAAAGAAGCUAAUGCUAUUAGUGUGGAGCUCAAGAAGAAGGUGCAGUUCCAGUUCGUCCUGCUGACAGACACCCUCUACUCCCCUCUACCUCCCGACCUGCUGCCCCCCAGCGUGGCCAAAGAGCGCGAGAGGCGACCUUUCCCUCGAACGAUAGUCGCCGUCGAAGUGCAGGAUCAGAAGAACGGAGCUACACAUUACUGGACUCUGGAGAAACUCAGGCAGAGGCUGGAUCUGAUGAGGGAGAUGUACGACCGAGCUGCAGAGCUGCCCAGCAGUGCUGUGGAGGACUGUGACCACGCCUUGACCGGAGGUGACCCCUUCUACGACCGGUUCCCCUGGUUCCGCCUGGUUGGCAGGGCUUUUGUGUACCUGAGUAACCUGCUGUAUCCGGUGCCGCUGGUGCAUCGCGUGGCCAUCGUCAGUGAGAAGGGAGAGGUGAAAGGCUUCCUCAGGGUGGCUGUGCAGGCCAUCUCAGCUGAUGAGGAGGCUCCUGAUUACGGCUCCGGUGUGAGACAGUCGGGCACCGCCAAGAUCUCCUUUGAAGACAAACAGUUUGAGAAGUUCCAGACUGAGUCGUGUCCUAGCGGUCUGUCGCACUCCAACACCUCCCAGGAGGAGCUGAGGAUUGUGGAGGGAGAAGGACAGAACUCUGAGAUAGGAAUCUCUGCAGACGAAGUCAACAACAACACCUGUGAGGCCACACAGGAGCCUCCUCACAGCCCGGUGAAGAGUUUAGGUCUGGGCCUGGAUCUUCCUCUGGAUCUGUCUCCGGAGAAAGCUCUGUCCCACCUGAAGAUCGGCAGCACGUUCACCUUCAGAGUCACCGUCUUGCAGGCGUCCAGCAUCUCAGCAGAGUACGCCGACAUCUUCUGCCAGUUCAACUUCAUUCACCGCCACGACGAAGCUUUCUCCACUGAGCCGCUGAAGAACACCGGCCGAGGACCUCCGCUGGGCUUCUACCACGUACAAAAUAUCACAGUGGAGGUGACCAAGUCCUUCACAGAGUACAUCAAGACUCAGCCCAUCGUGUUUGAGGUGUUCGGACACUAUCAGAAGCAGCCCUUCCCUCCGCUCUGCAAAGAUUUAAUCAGUCCGCUGAGACCCUCCAGGAGGCAGUUUCCUCGAGUCAUGCCGUUAUCCAAACCAGUGCCGGCCACCAAGCUCAGCACUCUGACUCGCUCCACUGCAGGACCUUGUCACGCCAAAUACGACCUCAUGGUCUUCUUCGAGAUCUGCGAGCUGGAAGCUAACGGAGACUACAUCCCAGCUGUUGUGGACCACAGAGGAGGGAUGCCCUGCCACGGGACGUUCCUCCUGCAUCAGGGCAUUCAGAGGAGGAUCACCGUCACUAUUGCUCAUGAAACCGGGAACGACAUCGAGUGGAAAGAGGUGAAGGAGCUGGUGAUCGGUCGCAUUCGAAACACGCCGGAGGCCGACGAGACCAUCAUAGACCCCAACAUCCUGUCUCUCAACAUCCUGUCGUCUGGAUACUUCUGGCCCAAACAUGACGACAACGUCUCGUUGGGAGUUGAUCAUAGAACCUUCUACCGGUUCGAGGCAGCGUGGGACAGCUCCAUGCACAACUCUCUGCUUCUGAACAGAGUCACUCCGUACGGGGAGAAGAUCUACAUCACCCUCUCUGCUUAUCUGGAGAUGGAGAACUGCACUCAGCCGACGGUUAUCACCAAAGACUUCUGCAUGGUGUUUUACUCUCGUGACACCAAGCUGCCGGCGUCCCGCUCCAUCAGAAACCUCUUCAGCACCGGCUGCCUCCGGCCCUCCGAGAGCAACCGCGUAACAGGAGUCUAUGAAAUGACUCUGUGCCACGUGGCCGACAACGGAAGUCCAGGCAUGCAGCGUCGUCGCAGGCGUGUGCUGGACACCUCGGUGGCGUACGUCCGCGGGGAGGAGAACCUGGCCGGGUGGAGGCCUCGCAGCGACAGCCUCAUUCUCGACCACCAGUGGGAGCUGGAGAAGCUCAGCUUACUGCAGGAGGUGGAGAAGACCAGGCACUACCUGCUGCUGAGGGAGAAGCUGGAGGCGACUCUGCAGGCGGGUCAGGAUGCUCUCUACAAGAGCAGCGACAUCAGCGACUUUGCAAAGAGUCCCGUCUUCAGCCACAGUCCCGGCGGCAGCCCGGCCCCCGACAGCCCCAACCAGAGGCAGAGGGAGCUGGCUGCUAAGUGUCUGCGUCUGCUGAUGCACACCUUCAACAGGGAGUACAGCCAGGUGAGCAGCAGUGCCAGUGAGAGCAAGCUUUCUGAGAUGUCGGCGUCACUCAUGAGAGACACGUCUUCUUCUGGACUGAGCACGCUCACUCCCUCGUCUACCUGCCCCUCACUGGUCGAGGGACAUUAUGACAUCAGACACACUGAGCCCAGUUCAGGAGCAUCCACACCGGAUCUGGACCCGUACAGCCCAGUGGACAGAAAGAAAGCUCUCAGAGGAUGCACCUUUGUUCCUGACAUACAGGAGAUCCGUGUCAGUCCCAUCGUGUCAAAGAAAGGCUACCUGCACUUCCUGGAGCCCCACACCAGCGGCUGGGUGAAGCGUUACGUGGUGGUGCGCAGACCCUACGUCUACUUGUACCGCAGCGAGAGGGACAGCGUGGAGCGAGCUGUGAUCAACCUGUCGUCCGCAAAGGUGGAAUACAGUGAAGACAAGCAGACUUUACUGCGGACUCCCAACACGUUUGCUGUGUGCACCGAGCAUCGUGGGAUACUGCUGCAGGCCACCAACGACAAAGAGAUGCAUGACUGGCUGUACGCUUUCAACCCGCUGUUAGCCGGCACCAUCAGGUCAAAGCUCUCCAGGAGAAAGUCCGUCCAGUCGGUUCCAGCCGCUCAGAGGAUGUGAGAGGUGAAACCAAGCCUGGCGGAAAAAACAACAACAACAAACAAACAAAACAAUACAAUCUAAAAGCUCAGCUCAACAUCCUGCUCCUGCUGAACAUAUAACAAACUUAUACAUAGAACCAUUUAAAUAUCCCUCCCUGUGAUGGCCGCCCUCGUCCCGAAAAACCACUCGGUCGCUCAAAAAAAAAAAACCCCAUCCUCUGUCUGUUUUUUGCAGUCACCACCUCGAACCCUGCAUGGUGUGCUCCCCUCUGACCUUUAGCAGAACAAACUAACCACCUUAAUCCGUUAAUUAACUUACCUCUGCUGGGCAUUGGGACGAUUAGUUUUCAUGUACAUGUAGAAACCUACCCUGUAAAAAAAUAAAUCAAGAUAGUAUGUGGCCAGAUCCCUCCUUCCUCUAGCGUAGUUGUAAACGAACAUUAGCCAUCGACCAUUAAAAGGGGAGAAUGAAAACAUCAACCCGGAUGUUUCUCUAUGUAGAAGUGUGUUGAGUGCAGCGAUGAUAGCUCCGUAUCCGUCACAUGCAUACUGUACAUUACCUCAGUUUGGAUCGGCUCGGUGCUCUGCAGCGUAGAGUAUUUGUUUCACCGCAGAGGUUUCAAAUAGCAAAGGGAUAAAUCGCUGUUGCUCAUCAUUUUACCGUCGAAGUAGCAUGAGGAGGGAUUUGUUAGGACAAAAGGAUAAGCUGUUGUACCUGUGUCAUUUUUUUAUUUUUUUUUAACUGGCUCUGUGAAAACUGAGUUCGUUGGCUAGACUAAGGCAAAGUAAUCCACGAUCAGGAGAGAUAACUCAUGUCCUCGCCUUGUUCUGCUUUCUUUAUUUCUCUUUUUUUUUUUACACAAUCCCUUUUUAGGUACAUCACCACAAAGGAAAAUGUCGUUUUUAUUGUUGCUAUCGUAGGUUGUCUGCACUGUUAUUUCUUUGUGACAGGAGCACUGACAGUUUUGUUUGCAUGGCACUUUAUUGUCUUUAUUGAGUUGAUGUCUCGCAUCAUGUACUCAACUGUUUUUAACCAAAGCUUUUUAAUUUUCUCGUUUUAAUCGUUUCAAAUCGCUGUUCAACUGUGCAGUUAGCAGACAGUUGAGGAAAAAUUGGGAUUUUUAAAUGAACGGUUUGACAUUUUGGGACGUGUUUGGCCUCUUUUGUGCCGGAAGUUAGACGAGAAGGUUGAUAAUUCACCUUGAUAAGCUCACGUUUGAUCCAUAAAUAUCCAUGGAUGUUAUGUGUAUUUCCUGUUCAGGCACAUUGCCUCCCGGAAUAAAGACACAAGUGUAAAUGUACGGUAUUAGUGAGCUGUAGAGGUGCUCGGAGGUGGAUUUUUGUCACCUAGUUUGUCACCCAGCUUCAUAUUUAUGGGGUUUGCUUGUAUGAAAGUGGUGCCGAUCAGUCCCUACGCUGGUGUGUGCAGAGUUUCCCUCCAUCAGGGAACAUUGGUUAUUUAUCUAUAAAGCCUCUCCAAUUCAACACUGCACACGCUGUAUCAGCACGUGACAAAUAAACAAUCUUCUCUUCUAACUCCUGGCGAAAAAGCAAAGAUGUGAAUUUCCCGAAAUGCCACGCUUUUCUUUUAAACAACUACCUAAACUCGUGUUUUCAUGGCAAACCGGGAGGGACAACUGCACCGUGUGCGGUUCGUACUUUUUAAUCAAACAAGCACUUAUUCUGUCUGUUAUGGGCCAGCAGAGUCGCUACACUAAAUACGUUUACGAUAUAAGACUCCUCUUGUAGCUAAAUAGAAAGGACAAAGUUGUGAUUGACCAUGGACCUGCAAUCCGUCGAGGGCAGUUGCUUCGAGUGGACAAGAGCGUUGUCCAUGCACCAGAUAGUGCCUCCCUUUCUUCACCUCUUUUUUCUUCUCUCCCUCCAUCAUCUGCGUCUUCAGCAUUGAAGUUAGUUACACGUGUCCAAGAUUAAGCUUUUAUGUAGAGUAACAGUAGAUGCUAUGGAUCCUUUUUUCUUUUUUUUUUAAUUUCGAUGAUCUUUGUCAAUGUUUUGGAGAGUGAAUAUUAUCGAUGAUCCUCUAUAGUCUGUUGGUAUAGCCUGUAAAAGUACAGUACAGCGUAUAUCUCAUCAUCAUGGACUGUAAAUGUUGCCUUUUAAAGCAAUCCCCCCUCUUAGCUUUUGUACUGUAGCUGCUAGAUAUUUGACAGCCCGAUGCUCGUGUCAGAAACCAGUCCGGUAUGAUUAGCUGGGUGUUGUUAUGACUUUUGUGUCCAGGGAUGGUUUUUAGUUGCUUUUAUCAGCCUUCGUUGUACCAAGGUGGCCCUGAAUGUUGCUUUGCAAUCAAUAUUAUCAGUAAAUGGAAAACACUUUAUCAUGCUGGAAUGAAAAUAGUGGGUCCUACAUCUGCUCAGAUACAUGUUAUUAUGAAUUUUGCAAAUAAAGCUUUUGUUUUUGUACAUCUUACACCAAAGGCAUGGUCGGCCAGCCAGUCUGCCUUUCCUAUUUUCCCCUUAUUUCUUUAUGACUGGUUAUGAUCAGUUUUUUUGGAGCAAAUCUGACUCACAGUCAUUAAACAGAAAGGAUUUAGGACUCUGUGUGCCACAGGCCAGCCAACCUGUUGAGCAGUACAGCCUAAUACUGACAAAGUGCAGGACAGCUGACUCUGACCGGUCGUAUUUUACGUUUUAAAACAUAUUAUAGCCACUGCGGCUACUUUAUUUAUUUUUAAAUGUCCGUAAGCAAAGAAUAAAUUAAGUGUUUUGGGUCAUCUUGGUGCAAUCGAAUCUAUUUAGAAAAUCUUUUAUUGAUAAAUCCUGUAUGUUGUCUGCUGGCACAGAAGACAAAUGGAAAGUUUUAUUUAUUAGCUUUGAAGGAUAAGUUAUGUUCUUAAACUAUAAUGCACUUACGCACAAAGCAUCUUUAUUUAAUAUGAUUUUGUAUUAUGAUGUUUUUAGAAUAUAUAUAUAAUGUGUGUUUUUAAAAAAAAGCAUCAUGGCCCUGUGCUGAAAGAAGAAGAAGAAGAUCAGAGUCUGCCUUUUUAUUUUUGCUUCAGCGGUCAAAACACCACCACUGCACCAAAUUGCAUUGACUUUUCAGUUUGCAACUGAUGAUGACUUGCAAUGCUUCCAGCCCUAUAAUACUUCAAGGGUAUCAUGUUAAAAAAAACACUUUGUGAGACAGUUUUAGCGUGCUGGCCAAUAAUUGUUGAAAGGUACAUGAGUGGAUUAUUUUAUAUUUGGCUGCUUUUUAACUGUCAUAGCUCUGGAUCGAAGCAUGCAGGUCCACUUAUCUUCUGCUGUGCCCCGCCCCUCUCUCCUGCCUUACCGCUUGCUAAUGACAACAGCUUUCCACCCCUCAAGUGCUGCUUGUAAAGUAUUGUCAUUCAUGAUCCUUGUAAUGAUUAACUGGAAACCUUCCUCUUGGCUCUGUCUUGUAUAUAAAUGGAGAUUUGUGUGUUGGGUCUCAUCACGCAGAUGAUAUUAACUCUCUUUUCCUCUGUAUACCAUGAUGAAUAAGAAUAAUUGACCUGCUGCUUUGUCAAGUGUCUGCACGGCAAAGAGUGCCGACGAGGGAUCGGUGUCGCGCAUCUCAUCUCGGCGUGGUUGAGGUGGCGGUGAUCCCAGCGUCUGCAGUCUUGCUCGGAGCUGCUUGACAGAAGCAGAGCCGGGUCCCGGCCUGUGAUGAAGUCUUAAUCUCAGUGCUCACGUUUAUCUUUUGAGUGUUCUGGAGUUCUUUCUCAUGUCUGUGGACACAUAACAAAAGUUGUCAAGAAAAAAUAAAUAAAAAAAACAAGGCAAAUAAAUAAAUGAGUGUUGAAACUUA